Lepisosteus oculatus (spotted gar) is the source of this 6219-nucleotide messenger RNA. Its product is annotated as multidrug resistance-associated protein 1-like. The record is from RefSeq and is a predicted model, not a curated record. Gene Ontology annotation, molecular function: ATP hydrolysis activity; ABC-type transporter activity; ATP binding. Gene Ontology annotation, biological process: transmembrane transport. NCBI's taxonomy places the organism in Eukaryota, Metazoa, Chordata, Actinopteri, Semionotiformes, Lepisosteidae. Gene Ontology annotation, cellular component: membrane.
AGGAGGAGAGAGAGGGGGGGGGGAGAGAGAGAGAGCAGAUCUUUCCACCCACCUAGUGGGGUGAUCCAAGCUGGCAGGGCUGCAGUCAUAAACAGCACUGUCUGACGGAUUUAUUCUCAGAGAGAAGAGGACUGCAGCAGGAGCUGGAGAGCUGGAGCAGACUGAACCUGAGCAACACACAGACACCCGGACAGACACGCCGCUGCACUGCGCUGCCUGAAGAGGAUUUACUGCUGAGCCGCGCGGGAGAGGAAAGGAGCAACCGGAGUGUGGAUGGAUGCCUUCUGUAGCCUCAGUGGGCUGGACCCACUAUGGGACUGGAACCGGACCUGGUACACUCCCAACCCGGACCUGACCCAGUGCUUCCAGAACACGGUGCUGGUGUGGGUCCCCUGUGUCUACCUCUGGGUCUGCGCGCCCUUCUACUGCCUCUACCUGCACUGCUACGACCGCGGGUACAUUCGCGUCUCCUGCCUCUGCUGUGCCAAGAUGGUCCUGGGGUUCCUCUUGGCCUCCUUCGGCUUUGUGGAGUUCUUCUACAUCCUGCUGGAGAGGAACCGAGAGAUCCAGCAGCACCUGGUGUUCCUGCUCAGCCCCGUCAUCCGCAGCCUCACUGUGGUGCUGGCGGUCUUAAUUAUCCAAUUUGAGCGGGUCAGGGGCAGCCGCUCCUCGGCCUUCCUGUUCCUGUUCUGGCUGCUGGCCGUGGUGUGCUCCCUGGUGCCGCUGAGAGCCAAGAUCCAGCUGGCCAUCGACGAGGGUUUCUCUGCAGAUGCUGUGCGCUACCUGGCCUUCUUCUCAUACUUCACUCUGCAGCUGGCCCAGCUGUUUCUCUCCUGCUUCUCCGACCAGCCUCCUUACACCCGUCGGCCUGUCAAAGUCCCGAACCCUUGCCCCGUGCAAGAUGCCUCCUUCUUAUCCAAGAUCCUCUUCUGGUGGUUCAGUGGGCUGGUGGUGAAAGGUUACCGCAAGCCACUGAAGGCCGAGGACCUGUGGUCACUGCGGGAGGAGGACAGGUCUGACAGGAUCAUCUCUGACCUGGAGAGGGAGUGGACAGCCCAGUGCACCAAGCUGCAACAGCAGGAGAAGUCCCUCAGUGCCCUGCCCGGCUCCAAGCUCACAGAACAGGCCCAGCUUCUCCGCAAGCUGCACCGGGAGCAGAGCUCCGGGUUCUCCCUGCUCCGAACACUCGCCCGCUCCUUCGGACCCUACUUCCUGACUGGCACCCUGUGCCUCAUAGUGCACGACGCCUUCAUGUUCUCCAUCCCUCAGGUGCUCAGUUUCCUGCUAGGUUUCAUGCGGGAUAAGGACGCCCCCCUGUGGAAGGGCUAUUUCUAUGCAGCCUUGAUGUUCCUCCUGUCCUGCCUGCAGUCUCUCUUCAAUCACCAGUACAUGUACUCCUGCUUCACCGUGGGCAUGAGGGUCAAAACAGCCGUCAUGGGCCUGGUGUACAGAAAGUCCCUGGUCAUCAACAGCGCUGCGCGCAGGACCUGCACGGUGGGAGAGAUCGUGAACUUGGUGUCAGCAGACACUCAGAAGCUCAUGGACUUUGUGGUGUACUUCAACGCGGUGUGGUUGGCGCCCAUCGAGAUCGGCCUUUGUCUCUUCUUCCUGUGGCAGCACUUGGGUCCUUCGGCCUUGGCUGGGAUAGCUACCGUCAUCCUCAUCUUUCCCCUGAACGGAUUCAUCGCCAAGCAGAGGAGCAAACUCCAGGAGGUGCAGAUGAAGCACAUGGAUGGGAGGAUCAAGCUGAUGAACGAGAUUCUGAACGGCAUCAAGAUCAUCAAGUUCUACGCCUGGGAGAAGGCCUUCCUGGAGAGGGUGCUGGGCUACAGGCAGAAGGAGCUCAAGGCCCUGAAGAAAUCCCAGAUUCUCUACUCCAUCUCCAUUGCGUCCUUCAACUCAUCCACAUUCCUGAUUGCGUUCGCCAUGUUCGGGGUGUACGUGCUGAUAGACGAGAAGAACGUGCUCGACGCCCAGAAGGUCUUCGUGUCCAUGGCCCUGAUCAACAUCCUGAAGACCCCGCUGAGCCAGCUGCCCUUCGCCAUGAGCACUACCAUGCAGGCUUUCGUUUCUCUGAAGCGCCUGGGCAAGUUCCUCUGUCAAGAAGAGCUGAAAGCUGACAACGUGGAGAGAGCCCCCCUCAGCCCCGGGGGCAGCGUGGUGGUGGAAAACGGGACUUUCAGUUGGACCAGGGAAGGAUCCCCCUGCUUAAGGAGGAUCAAUGUCAGAGUCCCGCAGGGGGCUCUGCUGGCAGUGGUGGGUCAUGUGGGCAGUGGAAAGUCCUCACUGCUGUCAGCAAUCCUGGGGGAGACUGAGAAAAGGAGCGGCCGUGUCUUAGUGAAGGGCUCAGUGGCCUACGUGCCCCAGCAGGCCUGGAUCCAGAAUGCCACUCUGCGGGAGAACGUUAUAUUUGGGCGCGAGAAGAAGGAGGCCUGGUACCAGCGCGUAGUGGAAGCCUGUGCCCUCUUGCCCGACCUGGAGAUCCUGCCUGCAGGGGACGCCACUGAAAUCGGAGAGAAGGGUCUGAACCUGUCAGGGGGGCAGAAGCAGCGGGUCAGCUUGGCGAGGGCUGUGUACAGGAAGGCUGAUGUCUAUCUGCUGGAUGACCCCCUGUCUGCAGUGGACGCCCAUGUGGGACAGCACAUAUUUGACAAAGUCAUUGGACCCAAGGGCCUGCUGAGAGACAAGACACGUGUGCUGGUGACCCAUGGGCUCAGCUUCUUGCCACAGGCUGACCUGAUCUUGGUGCUUUCUGAUGGGGAGAUCACGGAGAUGGGCUCGUACCUGGAGCUGCUGGGCCGCAACGGCGCCUUUGCCGACUUCAUCCGGGUGUUCGCCAGCAGCGACCGCAAAGAAAGUGCCGUGCACAGAGGUCCCAGAAAGUCCUCCUCCAGGCUCAGUGUGACUGACUAUAUGCCCGUUUCCAGAGACCUGUCCCAGGAGCAGCUCAUCAGUGGAGAUACCGGGAGCCCCAGCUUGCAGAAUAUGGAAUCCAGGUCAGACUCAGACCAGGAUGAGACCCCAGAGGAUCCUGGGAAACUGACCGAGGCCGACAGAGCCCGAACUGGCAGAGUGAAGCUGGAGAUGUACAUGGAGUACUUCAAAACCAUUGGUCUGGCCCUGAUCCUGCCCAUCAUCUUCCUGUACGCCUUCCAGCAGGCUGCCUCGCUGACCUACAACUACUGGCUCAGCAUGUGGGCGGAUGAUCCCAUCGUCAACGGCACACAGCUUGACACGGACCUGAAACUGGGCGUGUACGGGGUGCUGGGCUUCGCACAAGGGGUGGCUAUCUUCGGCACGAACGUGGCGAUCUCAGUGGGGGGCAUCAUCGCGUCCCGCCACCUGCACCAGGAGCUCCUGCACAACGUGCUGCGCUCCACCAUGUCGUUCUUCGAGCGCACGCCCAGCGGCAACCUGCUCAACCGCUUCUCCAAGGAGAUCGACGCCAUCGACUGCAUGAUCCCCGACGGGCUGAAGAUGAUGCUGGGCUACUUGUUCAAACUGCUGGAGGUCUGCAUCAUCGUGCUGCUGGCCAUGCCCUUCGCCGCCGUCGUCAUCCUGCCCCUCGCGCUCUUCUACUGCUUCAUCCAGAGCUUCUACGUGGCCACUUCCUGCCAGCUGCGCAGGCUGGAGUCGGUGAGCCGCUCGCCCAUCUACACCCACUUCAACGAGACGGUGCAGGGCGUCAGCGUCAUCCGCGCAUUCAGGGAGCAGCCUCGCUUCAUCUUGCAGGCCAACCACCGCGUGGACUACAACCAGACCUCCUACUUCCCCCGAUUCGUAGCCACCAGGUGGCUGGCUGUGAACCUGGAGUUCCUGGGCAAUGCACUGGUCUUGGCCGCAGCUAUUCUGUCUGUGAUAGGGAAGGGAACGCUCAGUCCUGGAAUCGUCGGUCUGGCAGUAUCCCACUCGCUACAGGUGACGGGAAUCCUCAGCUGGAUCGUGCGCUCCUGGACAGACGUGGAGAACAACAUCGUGUCGGUGGAGCGGGUGAAGGAGUACGUCGAGACCGCCAAAGAGGCAGCCUGGACAGUGGAGAGCAGCCCUGUGCCCCCUGCCUGGCCACAGACAGGCACCAUUGAGUUGCGGGGAUACGGACUGCAGUACCGCAAGGGCCUGGACUGGGCUCUGAAGGGCAUCACAGUGCAGAUCCGGGAGCAGGAGAAGGUUGGGAUAGUUGGGAGAACGGGAGCUGGGAAGUCCUCUCUAGCCCUCGGGAUUUUCCGGAUCUUGGAAGCUGCCAAAGGAGAAAUCUAUAUUGAUGGCGUCAACAUUGCAGAGAUAGGUCUGCACGACCUGAGGUCCCGCAUCACAAUCAUCCCACAGGACCCUGUGCUGUUCUCCGGCUCCCUGCGGAUGAACCUGGACCCCUUUGACAGCUACUCGGACGAGGAGGUGUGGAACGCUCUGGAGCUCGCCCACCUCAAGACCUUCGUGUCGGGGCUGCCGGACAAGCUGAACCACGAGUGUUCGGAGGGGGGAGAGAAUCUCAGCCUGGGGCAGCGCCAGCUGGUGUGCCUGGCCCGGGCUCUCCUCCGGAAGACCAAGGUCCUGGUGCUGGACGAGGCCACGGCCGCGGUGGACCUGGAGACGGACAACCUGAUCCAGUCCACCAUCCGCAGCCAGUUUGAGGAGUGCACGGUGCUGACCAUCGCCCACCGGCUCAACACCAUCAUGGAUUACACCCGGGUGAUUGUGAUGGACCGAGGGCAGAUCACAGAGAUGGACACCCCGUCCAACCUCAUCGCCAGCCGGGGCCAGUUCUACAGAAUGUGCCGGGAGGCGGGGCUGGUGUGACAGCCCCAAGCAGGAGGGGUCCUGAGUGGGGGGGGGGGAACCCCGCUCUCUCUUCACCUCCUGCCUCCCCAGUGAAGACAGGAGAGAGAAGAAAACAGGUCAUCAGAAGCCCGGGGGCAGCUGCUGCUCUUUCAGAGGAACGAAAGAGGAAACAACGAGCAAUAAUGUGAACAAGAACAGCCGAAAGGGCCCUGCACCAGGUGCUGAGACUGUUAUUCCUCCUCUCCGCUGCAGAUCUGCGACGCUCAGGGCUGUAACCAAAAAGGUGGGGGUGAACUGCCGGCUCUCGAGCCCGUCCAGCCUCCCCCUGCCCCAGGCAGAGGCAGGGCCGGGGGACUGAAUGCUGUCACUCUCCACACUGCUGCUUCUGGAGGAAGAGGUCUGGUUACUGGAGGGGGGUUUACUGAUGUAGCACAUGCUGUAAAUAUUUUUCCUAUAACUGGGUGCUGUGCCUCCCCAUAACCAAACCAUCGAGAGAAACCAAAAAAAGGACUGGCCCCCGACAGUCAGUCCUUCGAACGCUGUAGCCCUGUUCGUUUUCAAGUCUGCGACGACGUCGACGCCGACAAUCUCGCGCAAGCAGGACCGCUCGAGGUCCGAUGAGAACCGGCACCGCUGUGGUGGGCACCUUCCACCUCCCCUCGGAAAACCAGGAGCCCGGAAAACGGUCUCUUCGCUGCCGCCCGGCUGCUCACGGCGACGCAGCUUGCGGAGGGCUACUGCAGAGUGUGGGAGGACAGAUCAACAGUGCCAAGGUGCUGGCCACAGAGCUAUUUUGUGGUCUUCAAAAACGUUUACCAGCAACUGAAUGACUGAAACCAAAUUUUCGAAGUUUGCCAGUUGUUUACUCUCAAACCGAAAAGCCAAAGAAGAAGUGGCGAUCAGUGCUGAUUUGUGCGUGCACACGGAGCGCAAUGUCUGUCCCACAGUCACUGGGGCCCCCACAGCCUCCCAACCCCAGUCCAGAUCUCCCCCAGGGGGCUUAACGGCAGCUUCGGAAUCAUUCUCGUUCUCUAUGUAUACUGUUUGACAAAGCGGAUUGGGCUUGUACGAGCUCCAGGAACCACACGCGUAGCUAGAGGAGCAGACGUCAAUAUUAGUUAGGACGUCUGAAACGAGGGGGGGGAAGAAAGCCUUCUUCUGUAAAAAGGAGAUGAACAAUGUCCUCCUUUGCCUUUGGCAUUGAACAAGGGCUUGACAAUUUCUGAGCAGCUCCCUGACAGAAAACCAGUUUGCUGCCGGGGUCUCUCUGUACGUUUAAGCCUUUACAUCGUGCAUGUCUGACUCCAGCAGGUAACAUCAUAUAUAAUGAAAUGUGCCUUUAAGAUUUCAUUGUGCAGAAUAUUUUCUAUAUUGUUACAAUUGUGAUAUUUAUACUUUUGUAUCUUUCAUCUUUUACCGUUAAUAAAUAUUAAGAAAAUA